UUGAUAUUUUAGAUAAGGAAAUACAAAAACAAUUCAAAAUGACUGUGGAUGUAAAUAAUCGAGAUAGAAUUCUUGGUGACUAUCGAAAGAAAUUGCUUGAGCAUAGAGAAGUUGAAGCAAGACUGAAAGAAGUGAGAGAACAGCUCAAAGAUUUCACCCGUGAAUAUGACAAAUCCGAAAAUAACUUAAAAGCUCUCCAAAGUGUUGGACAAAUUGUCGGUGAAGUCCUGAAGCAGUUAACUGAAGAAAAAUACAUUGUGAAAGCUACAAAUGGACCAAGAUAUGUUGUUGGAAUUCGAAGAGGAAUUGACAAAACUAAACUUCGACAAGGCACUCGGGUUGCUUUAGAUAUGACAACCUUGACAAUUAUGAGAAUGUUACCCCGAGAAGUCGACCCUCUUGUCUACAAUAUGUCGCACGAAGACCCUGGAAAUAUUUCAUAUGGUCAAAUUGGUGGACUGUCUGAACAAAUUAGAGAAUUAAGAGAGGUUAUCGAGUUACCAUUAAUAAAUCCUGAAUUGUUUCAAAGAGUUGGUAUUGCACCACCUAAAGGCUGUUUGCUGUAUGGACCACCUGGUACUGGUAAAACGUUACUGGCAAAAGCUGUUGCCAGCCAGUUGGAUUGUAAUUUCUUAAAGGUCGUAUCUAGUGCUAUCGUUGACAAAUAUAUUGGCGAAAGUGCACGGUUAAUUCGUGAAAUGUUUGCUUAUGCUAGAGACCAUCAACCUUGUAUCAUAUUUAUGGACGAAAUUGAUGCGAUUGGUGGUCGAAGAUUUUCAGAAGGUACAUCAGCUGACAGAGAAAUUCAACGGACUCUUAUGGAGCUUCUUAAUCAAAUGGACGGUUUUGAUGUUCUUGGACAAGUGAAAAUGAUCAUGGCUACAAAUCGACCUGACACACUUGAUCCAGCUUUGUUACGACCAGGACGUCUUGAUAGAAAAAUACAUAUUGACCUACCAAAUGAACAAGGCAGAAUGGAUAUUUUAAAGAUUCACGCUGGCCCAAUCACAAAGCAUGGCGAAAUAGAUUACGAAGCUGUUGUGAAACUCUCAGAUGGUUUUAACGGUGCCGAUCUUCGAAAUGUCUGCACAGAAGCAGGUAUGUUCGCUAUCCGCUCGGAACGUGAUUACGUAAUACAAGAAGAUUUCAUGAAAGCCGUGCGAAAGUUGAGUGAUAAUAAGAAACUGGAGACGAAGUUGGAUUACAAACCGAUUUAAACUGUAUGAAUAUUAGAAACGUUGAUUAAUCUUGAAAUAUAACGGAACAAAAAAUGUGGUAUUUUUUUGUG
This is a messenger RNA of Hydractinia symbiolongicarpus, 1288 nucleotides long. RefSeq names its product 26S proteasome regulatory subunit 10B. Gene Ontology annotation, biological process: positive regulation of RNA polymerase II transcription preinitiation complex assembly. Gene Ontology annotation, molecular function: proteasome-activating activity; ATP binding; ATP hydrolysis activity. Gene Ontology annotation, cellular component: cytosolic proteasome complex; proteasome regulatory particle, base subcomplex. The record is from RefSeq and is a predicted model, not a curated record. Lineage: Eukaryota; Metazoa; Cnidaria; Hydrozoa; Anthoathecata; Hydractiniidae. The transcript has 13 exons. Bases 39 to 1217 code for a protein of 392 amino acids.